This is a messenger RNA of Phytomonas sp. Hart1, 1239 nucleotides long. NCBI's taxonomy places the organism in Eukaryota, Euglenozoa, Kinetoplastea, Trypanosomatida, Trypanosomatidae. The record is from the annotation of a GenBank genome assembly.
AUGACGGCGACGAGGGGCUCGCUCAACGUCGGGGUGGUCGGGAUGGGGAAUAUGGGCAUCCCGAUCCUCCGCAACCUCGCUUUUAAGGCCCGCGGGGCGUUCUACCUGCAGAUCCACAGCCGCUCGCUCAACAAGGCCCGGCGGGUUUGCGAUGACCUCGGCGUCGACGGCGCGACCUGCGCGAUGCGGCUGCACCACCGCUACCACACCCUCACGAAGUGGGCGGAGGUGAUUUUGGUCGUCCUCGCCGACCGCGGGGCGGCCGCGCGGGUGCUCUUGGAGGACGCCGAGGCCCUCCUCCCGAACGCCCGGGCGGGGCAAAUUAUCGUCGACCACACGACCGUCGAUGUGGGGCUUUCCCGGGCCUGCGCGGCGGCCGCCGCGGGGCGCGGGGCGACGUUCUUGGACGCCCCGAUGGACGGCAGCCCGCGCGCGGUGUUUAACGGGCAGCUGGGGCUGAUGGUGGGCGGCCCCGCCGAGGCCUUUCAGCGCCUCCAGCCGAUCUUCCGCAUGUACGCGGACAACAUCAACCACAUGGGCGAGGCGGGGGCGGGGAGCGCGGCGAAGCUGCUCGCGCAGGCCCUCGUCGCCUCCCACAACGCGGCCGCCGCCGAGGCGAUGACGAUCGCGAAUCGCCUCGGGAUCGAGGACCAUGCGAGGCUCAUGCAGGUGCUCGACGCGUCCUGGGGCUCGAGCACGAUGCUCCGGCGAAACGCCCCAACGAUGCAGGACUUGGUUCGAAAUCCGGACAAACUUCCGCCCACCUCCGGCGCCACCGUGGGCCACCUCCUUGAGGAUCUUUCCCUGCUCGACUCCUCUUUGAGCGCCGCCGCAGGGGGGGGGGAGGAGGAGGAGGAGGAGAAGUUUCCCGUCAUGGAUUCCGCGCUGCGGAUGUUAGGGGCCGCCUCGGAGGCCGGAAUGGGCGAUCGCGAUCUCUCUGCCGUGAUCCACUUCAUCCAGGCCGCCGUCGAGAUCGAGCGCGAGGAGCGUCGGACAUCAACCCUCGCCAAACACCUCACCAAUGGUGCGGGAGGAAAAGCGAAAGCGAAUAUGGAGGCCUUCCAGCCCCGAGGAUUAACCUCAGCGGCAUUUCUGAUGGACAACGAGAAUAGCAAUACAAAUGAUGCUAAAGGGGCUUCCCAAAAUACGGCGGAGUCCCCAACUACAGCAACUACUACAAAAGACGGAAAGGACAACGAAGAGGGGUCUAUUGAAUUCACCUAUGAAGACUUUUAUUGA